UUUUGUCUUUAUAUAGAAUUGUCUUAACAAGUUCUCUUCUCUGCACAGAUUCCCCUACUCUUCCCAUCUUCAGUACUUCAAUCAGAAUCAGCCAUGGAGCAGAUCAAGCACACCUAUGUCCAAGUUAGAGGAUUGAAUCUACACGUGGCAGAGAUUGGCACUGGUAGUAAGGUUGUGUUGUUCUUGCAUGGAUUCCCAGAAAUUUGGUACACAUGGAGGCACCAAAUGAUUUCUGUUGCGGAAGCUGGAUAUAGAGCAAUUGCAAUUGAUUUCAGGGGCUAUGGACUCUCUGAUCAGCCUCCUGAGCCAGAGAAAGGGACCUUUAUGGACCUUGUUGAUGAUAUUGUUGAUCUUCUUGAUACUCUCAGCAUCAGUAAGGUUUUUCUAGUUGGGAAGGAUUUUGGAGCUCUACCAGUGAGCCUACUGGCUGUCCUCCACCCCGAGAGGGUGUCUGGCUUUGUAACUCUGGGUGUUCCUUUCUUGCUACCAAGCUCUAAUGCUGUUCAAAAUCAUCUCAUGCCAAAAGGUUUCUACAUAACAAGGUGGCAGGAACCAGGGAGAGCUGAAGCAGAUUUUGGCCGGUUAGAUGUUAAAACAGUGAUAAGAAACAUUUAUAUUCUCUUCUCUGGCACGGAACCACCAACAGCUAAAGAUGAUAAUGAAGAAAUUAUGGAUUUGGUUGAUUCUUCUACUCCUCUACCUCCAUGGUUCUCUGAGGAAGAUCUUGCAGUUUAUGCAUCUUUAUAUGAGAAGUCAGGAUUUCGUUUUCCAUUACGAGUUCCAUACAGGACUCUGGCCUUAGAUUGUGGAAUAACUGAUCCGAAAGCCACAUGUCCAGCAUUGCUGAUCAUGGGUGAGAAGGAUUAUGUAAUAAAUUUUGCAGGCAUGGAGGAUUACAUAAGAAGUGGAAAAGUGAAGGAAUUUGUGCCAGAAUUGAGCAUCGUGUUCCUGGAAGAAGGAAGCCAUUUUGUUCAUGAACAGCUUCCAGAGAAAGUGAAUGAGCUCCUCAUCAACUUCCUCAACAAGCAUAGCAAUUGAAGAGGAUCUCAAGCAUGGCUAUGGCUUCCACUUCAGAAAAAAUUAGUGUAUUAGAUGUACGCUAAGCGAUUUUAAUCGCCCUUUUAGUGUUUUCUCUUAAUGCUGGGUUAAAGAACACAAAAGUACUACCAACAAUCUUUGACUCGAUAAUAUUGUAGUUGUUUCUGGAGUUGUGAGGUUGAAAUUCAAAUCCUAGUCAGAAUCUAAUUAAAUGGACUAAA
This is a messenger RNA of Jatropha curcas, 1259 nucleotides long. Its product is annotated as epoxide hydrolase 2. The record is from RefSeq and is a predicted model, not a curated record. Gene Ontology annotation, molecular function: catalytic activity. Lineage: Eukaryota; Viridiplantae; Streptophyta; Magnoliopsida; Malpighiales; Euphorbiaceae.